Bombus impatiens (common eastern bumble bee) is the source of this 2136-nucleotide messenger RNA. It is a transcript of the gene Rcc1, whose product is annotated as regulator of chromosome condensation. Gene Ontology annotation, molecular function: guanyl-nucleotide exchange factor activity. The coding region runs from base 328 to 1674 and encodes 448 amino acids. The record is from RefSeq and is a predicted model, not a curated record. Gene Ontology annotation, cellular component: cytoplasm. Lineage: Eukaryota; Metazoa; Arthropoda; Insecta; Hymenoptera; Apidae. The transcript is spliced from 6 exons.
CGUGAAUCGUGACCGCGCACCAUCUUGCUAAAAGAAUUAUGAAUUUAUCGCGCCGAAUAACCAAAGGACCCGCGAGAACUUCGCUAUCUUUGUAAACGUGUUUACCAGAUAGUCGCCUCGUGUCGUCGUAUCGUGCGAAUUUAUCGAGUACCGUGACAAACCAAGCAAUGGAAAUUGUUUGGCACAGAAUCUCACUACGCAUUAUGUCGACUAUCACUAGUUCGUGCUAUCGUUCAAUUCGAAUCGUACACUUAAAUUAAUCUGUAUUCCACUUGACGUUUUCGUAUUCGAUAGUAUUCGAGACUUUUCUUCGUUUACACGAACACAAUGUACAUACACUAUGUUUCUAAUUAUCGAGAGAAUGAAGCAAAGAAUAAAGUGCCGCCAAGGAAAGCAACAAAACGACCAGCUUCGGCUCCUGCAAAAAGCCAACGGGAGCCAAAACAGAUAAGGAAAAAACAAGAAUUAGUUGUGAAACCCGAUUUACGGCAAUCUGCGACUGGCGGCGUAAUAUUAGUAUUUGGACAAGGCGAUGUUGGACAACUUGGUUUAGGAGAGGAAGUUGUUGAAAAAACACGUCCCGCAACUGUUCCUGGAUAUCAAGAUGUCGUAUCUAUAGCAGCUGGUGGUAUGCACAAUGUGUGCUUAAGACAAACUGGAGGAGUAUUAACGUUUGGUUGCAAUGACGAAGGAGCAUUGGGACGAGAUACGUCUAGAGAUGGUUCUGAAACUGAACCAGAUUCUGUUGACCUACCUGGCAAAGCCAUUCAGGUGACGGCUGGGGAUUCUCAUAGUGCUGCUUUAUUAGAAGAUGGACGAGUAUUUGCAUGGGGUUCCUUUAGGGAUUCUCACGGUACCAUGGGUCUAACUCUAAAUGGAAACGAACGGUUCCCGAUAGAAAUGCUGCCUAAUAUAAAAAUAGUUAAAAUAGCAUCUGGUGCUGAUCACUUAGUAUUACUUGAUAAAAAUGGGCAUAUAUACACGUGUGGAUGUGGAGAACAAGGUCAAUUAGGACGAGUAGCUGCUAGAGCAGCUAGUAGAAAUACCCGUCAUGGUAUGGGACCUUUAUUAACUCCUGGAUUAGUUGAAUUUAAAGUUACUAAGAAAUUAGAAUUUGAUGAUAUAUGGGCCGGAACAUACUGUACAUUUGCUAAAGAAUAUCAGAAGGGAGAUAUAUAUGUAUUUGGACUAAAUAAUUACUAUCAAAUUGGCUUGAAAGAUCCUGUUACUCACUUUCAUCCACAAAUUUCAAAAACCUUUAGUGGAAAGACCUGGAGGCACAUUAGUAGUGGACAACAUCAUACAAUUGCUCUAGAUGAUUCUGGUCAAGUAUUUGUUAUGGGCCGUAAAGAAUAUGGCCGCCUUGGACUCGGAUCUAAUUGUUUGGAUGCAAAAGAAUUAACACUAGUUCCUAGCUUAAGUUCCUUUAAAUGUAUUGACAUCGCAGCAGGCAGUGCCCAAUCGUUUGCUGUUACUGAAUUAGGAGAUUUAUAUUCAUGGGGUAUGGGUUCAAGUGGCCAGUUAGGUACAGGCGAAGAAGAAGAUGUUGAGAUACCUACACUAGUCAAAGGAAAGCAAUUGGAGGGGAAAACAGUGAUACGAGUCGCAGGUGGAGGACAACAUACACUAGCAUUAGCGACAAUUCAUCCGGUAAAGGAGAAGACUGCUGGUUAACAAUAAAUAAUUGAAAAUUAAAUUGAAAUUUGAACUGUUUCACACAUGAUGUGAUAAUAAUUUGAACAACGAAAGGAGAAGAACAAUUUUCAUUCUCCUUAAACAAAAAUUGCACUAAAGGGGAAAAUAUGAAUAUUACGGUAUAACGUAAUUUCAAUAUUAAUAUGAUACUUAAAUUUGUACAUAAUUUUUUGUGCUACCAAAAAUAUCAUUGUGUUUAUAUAUCGACUGAGUUUUUGAUUGUAUUGUUAGUUUUUCUACUUAAUUAUGUAUUACGAUGAAAUAAACAAUUUUCUACUUGCAAAUCAUGUUACAAAAAAAAAAAGCUCGUUUUUGUUGUACAAGACAGCAACAAAUUGAAUUUUUAUUUAAUCACUUCGAAAUAUUAAGUGAUUUGCUAAUUACAUUUACAUUAUUCAUACUGUACAAUUGAAUACAGAAUAAAUUUGUUACUACACUUUA